GAUUAUUAGGUUGAAUCAUCAAUCACAGCUCGAAGAAAUACGCGCGAAAAUUCGAAUGUGUCAAAAUUCCCGCCCUGACGCAUUUUUUUUACGUGCACGCGCCCACACGGAAGUGGUGGGAGGGAACCGUAAUGGCAGCGGGAAUCGACACGUGCUCGUCGCGAGGGGGUACGGAGGGGAAAAUUAAGUGAGUUUAGAAAAUUCAAGGACACAAACUGAUGUGUCGCGUUGUGUGUAAGAUACGGAACGAAAUAUGAAAUACCUGGCGAAACGUCGAAAACGCAUAGCUUUGGCAACCGCAGUCGCAGAUGGAUUAGGUCGAAGACUCAUCUACGCACGCGAUUUAUACAUGAUUAAAGUAAGUGUACAGAUGAAAGGGAGAGAGCGUGAGAACUUUUAAAUAGUAUCACGCUUGGCACACAUGUGUACAGACGUGCGCUUUUCGUCAAUGUGAUUUUACGAGCGGAAUUGUUUCGUGUGAAACGAAAUUUCCGGUAACCGUGUAAUUUGUCCAAGACGUUUAUCGUGUGCCUAAAUUGGACGAUUGGAAUCGGCUUAACUCGACCGCGAUCGCGGACGCGAACACGUCGAGGGCGAGCCAGAGCAGCCAUCAAGCCAGCAGUCACCAAUAAGCGGCGCGUAUUUGGCGCUCGAAGUGACUUGGAGUUGACGCCGGUGGCGGCGGCAGCGACGCGCCGAUUCCCGCGCGGCGCACGUCGGCUCACGGAACUGCACGGCGGCGGCCGAACGUGUUAAAUGGCUGUGCGUCGGCCAUGAUGGCUUUGAGCAGGGACCGUGUCACGCAAACAUGUUUUCGAAGUGAUAUAUCUCGUUUGGUGACUGAGUGACCGUGUUCCAGCGCGAUGGCCGGGGAACGAUGAGGCCCUGAGCGCUCUCUGUGCCGGGUAAUUCGGCCCCAGGGCCCCCAGCCAGGCCUCAAAAGCAGGUCCACGGCGUUCCGCGAGCCCCCCCAACCGACCCGACUGGCAUCACGGUUUGCGGCCAGCCAUCCUUGUUGGUUGUCAACACGCGCGAGCCAGCCGCCCUCAGGAUGAGCAAGCUGUCGUUCAGGGCGCGCGCCCUGGACGCCUCCAAGCCCAUGCCGGUCUACAUGGCCGAGGAGCUGCCGGAUCUGCCAGAUUAUUCGGCCAUUAACCGCGCGGUGCCCCAAAUGCCCAGCGGCAUGGAAAAGGAGGAGGAAUGCGAACAUCAUCUUCAAAGAGCAAUAUGCACAGGUCUAAUUAUUCCUACUCCUGAAGUAACCGAUCUGGCAGAUCUGGAAGCUUACGACAAGAUAUAUCCUGCUAAUUAUAAGCUGCCCCGCCAAUUAAUACAUAUGCAACCCUUUGCUAUGGAACAAGAUAUACCUGAUUAUGAUAUGGAUUCAGAAGAUGAAAAAUGGGUUGCGAUACAAAGCCGCAAAAUGGACUUGACUCCUCUCCAAUUUGAAGAGAUGAUGGAUCGUCUGGAGAAGAGUUCAGGACAAACUGUAGUUACCCUCAGUGAAGCCAAGGCACUUUUGAAAGAGGAUGAUGAUUUAAUUAUCGCGGUUUUCGACUAUUGGCUCAACAAACGUCUUAAAACUCAACAUCCACUGUUACUAACGGUUAAAACGGAGAAUCGAUUCGGUUCGGCUGCCAACAAUCCGUAUCUUGCGUUUAGACGACGCACGGAAAAGAUGCAAACUCGCAAGAAUCGUAAGAACGAUGAAACAAGCUACGAGAAAAUGCUAAAGCUUCGUAGGGAUCUUAGCAGGGCAGUCACACUUUUGGAAAUGGUGAAACGUAGAGAAAAGACGAAACGGGAACACCUGCAUCUCACAAUUGAGAUUUACGAGAAACGGUAUCAAGCGCAAGAUUUCAAUGGACAAAUAUUGGCAGAGGUGUCGGCGUUAAAGGCACCGAGACCAGCGUUUGCUCCGCUCUUUACCAAUCAGUUUGGUGUUCAUCAAAACUGGACAAACAAAGUCUGUAGUAAAGACGAGGUAGUGCCCAGGAAAGAAAAAAGACAGUACAAGAAACGGAAACAUAAAACAGACAGCAGAACAGGAAAUUUAGAGGAUACCAGUGUCCGUAGCGGUACGGGUAGCGGUAGCGGUCGAGGAAAUCGUCCUAUUCUCGGAAGCGGGCUGGACCCGCUCAUCAGCUCAGAUGAGGACAGUCCGCUUCCAUCUCAUUCACACUCUCAGCCCUCGUUAUCCUCCGACCGCGACGACGAAGACCCCGUAGAUGAAGGUCAAUUCGCGUUUCGUCGAAAUAGGAAUAGCACUUAUUUACCGCCUGUAUCAGGUGGUUUUGGAAAUUGGCCUUGGUGUGAUAAAGAUGAAGGUGGUUUGGCUGAUAAGAAGUACAGGUUUGCGCUGACUAGCAUUAGCAAACCAAUACCAAGGUGUAUCGGCCUUGCACGACGGAGAAUUGGUCGAGGUGGCAGAGUAAUACUAGAUCGCUGUACGGCCGAUAUAGACGACAUGUGGUCUUCUUUAGAUUUCACGAUACACGAUUCUAAGCGUGAGCCGGUGGAUUCAAACGCGACUGCCACAGCGAUGACCGCCGUUAAGAAAGAGUGGUUACAUUUUCGACCAAAGACUCCGCCUGUGUCGGUGCAUAGUCCAAGCGAGGAAAGCAGCGAUGACAUGGAUUUGGAUGUAGAGCCAAUGAUGUCUCGAUCCAAGCUUCCAUACCCGUUCCCGCCCGAGGCGACGUCCAUAUGCAUCGAGGUGGAGCCGGAACGCGCGGGUGACGAGUCACCAUUCACAUCGGAGUUUAAUAUCGCAGAUUACUUCCCGGCGGACACCGUGUCGGACUUUGAAUUUGCGGUAGCGAGCCUCAAUAGUACGGGUAGCACCAGUGGUCUGUCGGACAAUAGUGGCGUGAAAGAAUCACGGACAGACGAGCUGGGCAGCUCACACUUUGUGGUGACACCGCUCAUGAGUAAUCUGUUUGCGCCGCCUGCAACGACGCAGCAGGCCCGGCCUCCUCAGUGCAGUGGUGGCAGUUUCAGUGGUGGUUCUAGUGUUGUAAAUACUUCUACGAGUUCUUCGUCGAUUCCUCCGUUGUCCUCCGUUAUCGUCACGUGUACGACUAAUCAAGCUGCCGUAGCAUCAAGUACAGUGUCCACACAGUGCACCAAUGUCGGCAUGGGUGCUACGGUCGACACGCAGUCGAAUCAUCAUCAGCCCAACAAGCAGCAACAUAGACAAUUGCCCAACAACAGUAACGCUGCCUCCAUUCUCUCGAAAUCCUUGACUAGUCCGACAAAUAAUAGGAAUGGCAGCAAUUGCGGCGUUGGCAGUGGUGGUGGUAAUGGUAGUGGUAAUGGUGGUGGUAUUAGUGGCGGUGGUAGUGCGAACAUUAGAGUGUUUAGUGCGAGCACUACGUGCAGUGCUGGCGGCGGCAGUGGUGGUGGUAGUGGUAAUGGUAGUGGCAUUACAAACUUUGGCAACAACCACCAGAACGGUCCACUGCCGCAUAUAAACAACUCUAACAAUCUGACAAACAGCACCCACAUCGUGAACAACCAACAGUCCACGUUAGUUUUGCCACAGAAGCAUCCGCCGUCCAAUUUGCUACCUGGCCUGAUAGCGCAAAGUAAAUUGGCAAGUCUCGCGAGGCAGCAGCAGCAACAGACGCAAAAUCAGGCGCAACAGGUCCCAACGUCCGGGGAAAUUACGCUUAAUAGUAAUAGUGAAAGUUUGGAUAUGGAGGUGGAUGGAGUGGACAAUUCGCCGUGCGACAGCAAACCGCAGCAGCAGCAGCUCGUACGGGCAAACAAAACAAAUUCACUGGCGAUGGAAGUGACAUGAUGCCUGCUAUCGGCACCCCUGUUGCCGCCAAUACGUCACUGGGGGCUUCGUUAAAUUCUCUUACCUUGCCUAUGAUGUCUGCCUCGGGCGGGAAAUCGGACGCGUACUGAUGAUAUAUUGCGCUACAUGUUGACGUGAAAGAGCGAUACGGCUAGGUACAAUUGCAAAACUGCUCCUUCGAUCGAACCAGUUGCUUUAUUGUGCGGCGAUGCAAAUCAGCGAUAGCGUGGAUUCUGAUGCAAGUAUCAAAUUUCUUUUUCUUCUGUCUUCAUUGAGGGAGGAUUGUAAUCGAUCCGUAUUUUUCAAAUUUUCUUUUUCCUUGCUCAUUGAACGACCAUAGCCAUUUACGAUUGCUAAAUAUGACCAUGAUAGCCAUGUAAAAAAAUGUUGCCAUUGUUCCUGUGUAGAUACAAGAUUCCGAAGUUAAUGUAUCCAAUUGCCCGAAAUUAGCAUUUAAUAUUUUUAGUAAUAGUGCUCGUUUUCUUUGUAUAUCAUAAAAAUGGAGGGCAAUAUGUAUAUAGCCAGAAGAUAAACUGCAUUCUGGCUCACAAAGGAUACAUAUUAAUUGUAGGCAAAGUUUUAAAAUUAUGUACAUAAUUAAGUUUCUCUUCAAAAUAUAGCGUGCAAUACUAUUUUGUUGUUUUUAGUCUGCAAUAGUCUCAUUCGUUCAAUGCAAGGAAAACUGUAACCAGAAAUCUGAAAUGCAAGUUAUUACAUGUUUAGGUUAUCGAAAUCUUUUUUAUCAGCUUCAAUGAUACAAAAUAAUUGAUAAACGCGUACAGCAAGCUUUCUCAGACACAGCAUUAAUUAUUGGAUUAUCGAAAUUUCGCAAUAAAACUCUUUUAACUUUAUACAUCUACAUUCAAGAUAUUACGCUCAAGAAUAUAGACUUUGCGUUUUGUCAUGGAUAUUGAUCGAUAAUUAUUUUAAUUUAAUUUUAUUAUGAUAAUCGAUCGACAUUAUUUAAAUUUCCCCCAAAAAUCGGGUAAUUGAAAUGUUUCGGAAAACGAUUUAGAAAUGAUUUACGAUAUAAAUUUCUUCAUAAUGAUAUGUAAAAAAAUUAAUUCGCGCACAGCACUACAUUAAUAAUGAUGGGGAUUUUAUAAUAAUCUGCUCUUGUAAGUACAAUAGUAUGCUUGAAUUACUUCUCAUCGCUUUCCAGAUAAAUGACAUUAUACAUAAAACGAAAAAUAGAUUAAUUAAUUUCCUACGAAAGUGUACGAUUUUUCUCAAUACUGUAUAUAUAGAUUCGGUUCGAAUAUUAUAUGACUUUAUAUAGAGUAAUGCUAUUUCCUUAUACAUACAUAUAU
Molecule: messenger RNA, 5112 nt
Organism: Formica exsecta
Lineage: Eukaryota; Metazoa; Arthropoda; Insecta; Hymenoptera; Formicidae
Gene: E(Pc)
Product: enhancer of polycomb homolog 1
Exons: 11
Coding region: 1052-3802 (916 amino acids)
Biological process (GO): regulation of transcription by RNA polymerase II
Cellular component (GO): piccolo histone acetyltransferase complex
Source: RefSeq, a predicted model, not a curated record